GAAAAUCCCGGCGUUCUUAGAGGAGGAGUAGAACAUGAAGGCGGCAGCGGCCAUGUUGGUUUAGGUUCUGAACCAGUGAACGUAGACGGGAAUUAUUGGGGAAGGAGAACCCGGGGUUCCCGCAAUCUGCAUCCAUCCGGGAGACACCAUGAGUGGGGGUACUCCAUACAUCGGUAGCAAGAUCAGCCUGAUCUCCAAGGCUGAAAUCCGCUAUGAAGGCAUUUUGUAUACAAUCGAUACCGAAAACUCUACAGUAGCUCUCGCCAAAGUUCGAUCAUUUGGGACAGAGGACCGGCCAACUGACCGACCUAUACCUCCCCGGGAUGAAGUAUUUGAAUAUAUUAUUUUCAGAGGAAGUGAUAUUAAAGACCUUACAGUCUGUGAGCCACCCAAACCUCAGUGUUCCUUGCCUCAGGAUCCUGCUAUUGUCCAGUCUUCAUUAGGGUCCUCCUCUGCUUCCUCGUUCCAGUCUGUGAGCUCUUAUGGACCGUUUGGCAGAAUGCCUACAUAUAGUCAGUUCAGCACAAGUCCUCUGGUGGGGCAGCAGUUUGGUGCCGUUGCAGGUAGCUCUCUGACAUCUUUUGGAGCAGAAACAACAAGCAGCACAUCUCUGCCACCGAGUAGCACUGUUGGGUCUUCUUUCACACAGGAGGCAAGGACUUUAAAAACACAGUUAUCCCAAGGCCGAUCAACUUCCCCAUUAGAUUCCUUAAGAAAGAGCCCAACCAUUGAACAAGCUGUGCAGACUGCAUCAGCCUCUCACGCCCCAUCUGCAGCUCCUGUAGGCAGAAGAAGCCCAGUACUUUCCAGACCCCUGCCGUCCUCAAGUCAAAAGACAGGCGAGAGUUCCGAACAAAGGAAAGGUGAACUACACAAAACGCAGAGACCAGACACCGAGCAGCUCAGAAAUGAUAACAGACAUGACCCGAACAAAAGACAGCCAGCUUCAAGUGCUCCUCAGCCUAGAAGAGGUAGAGGUGGAAAUCGAGGUGGUCGUGGUAGAUUUGGUGUCAGAAGAGAUGGACCUAUGAAAUUUGAAAAAGACUUUGACUUUGAAAGUGCUAAUGCUCAGUUCAACAAAGAGGAAAUUGACAGAGAAUUUCAUAACAAACUGAAAUUAAAAGAUGAUAAACCUGAGAAGCCAGUAAAUGGAGAAGAUAAGACUGAUUCUGGAGUUGAUACACAGAACAGUGAAGGCAAUGCAGAGGAGGAUGAUGUCUUGGCUGGUGGAGUUUGCUACUAUGAUAAAACCAAAUCUUUCUUUGAUAAUAUCUCCUGUGAUGACAAUAGAGACAGAAGACAGACAUGGUCAGAAGAAAGAAGAAUUAACGCUGAAACAUUCGGCCUUCCUCUCCGUUCAAACAGAGGCCGUGGUGGUUUCAGAGGCAGAGGUGGUGGUAUGGGCUUCCGUGGAGGGAGAGGCCGUGGUGAGAGGAGAGGCCCACCAGGAGGUGGUGGCUUUGGAUCUUCUCGGGGUUACCGCGGUGGUUCCAGAGGAGGCCGAGGUGGUAGAGAAUUUGCAGAAUAUGAGUACAGGAAAGACAACAAAGUGGCAGCCUAGUGAAGGAUGAAAGAGCGUCAAAGUGGAUUUUAUAAUCAUUUGCGGUCCAUAGAACUUGUUUUCAGUCUUUUGUGAAGAAUGAAAUUUAUCUUGCUGUACAUUUUGUCACCAGCACUGGGGGAUUUACUCUGAGGACUCCUUAAGUGUUUCAGGGUCCUUCUGUUCAUUGGGUACUUCUGCACAAUGGAUCCCUGUAACACUAAAGGAUGCAGAAUGGGCGUUGCUCAAUUUAUUCUGUAUCUAUUUUUUUUUUCUUUUUCAUUUUUGAAAAAAAGACCAUCUUUAAAAAAAAAAAAAAAAAAAAAAAAAAAUGAGCAUUAACUAUAUUUGAGAUAGAAGUAAUUUUCUGAAUUAGAAGACUGACAAGUCAUUUUUGGUAUAUAUAGCUGAACAAAAUGCAAAAAAAAAAAGCAGUACUUUGCAACAUUUUUUUUUUUCCAGCUAUAUACAUUUGCUGCAGGAUAUAUACAGAAAGCCAUCAGUACUGUGAGAUAUGAUCUAAAAAUGGCUAGGCUGCACACAGCUGCCCAAGGAGCAACCAAAUGUUGCAAAGUUUUGAUAUUUUUGAAAAGUAGCAACAGGUGUUGGAUGAGGAUGGUAACAUGAGCAGCAUUGUAGCUACAUAGUUUCUUGGGUAAAGAACAUUUUUUUUGUAGUUGUAAAAUUACAUUAUAUUUCCACUGCCAAAGAAACAUGGAGAGUUUUUUGUACGGCUGUAAAAAUAAAUCUUUGUAGCAGGCCUAAUGGGUUCAGCAAAGUGAUACACUCAGACUCCUGAUUUUAUUACCCCAUUUGCUUCACAUAUUUAAUGAACAAAGUAUUAAAUUUCGUUCAAGGGAAAAUAUAUCCCCCCCCCCCCCACCCUUUUUGAUGUGAGCUCAUGCAGUUAGGCUUCUAUAAAAAAAAAAAACAAAGCUGCAUAGACACUGUCUACUGUACCAAAAAUAAAUAUUUUCUUUUUCUACACAUAACUAAUUCUUUGAUUGAAAGUCAUGAUAUCCUGACUCUCGCAGGGAUGCUUUCCUUUAAGCCUUUUUGGAUACCAGUGAUGCACCUUGUUCCAUGGCACUUUAAGUCCCUUUGCUUUCAGUGGUGGACAAUGGAGAGUGGAGAAAUGGCCCCUAUAAUUCAGAGGCAGUCUAUAAUGGUUCCUCUCAGUCUGAGGAAUCCUGUAUAUCUGUAAAAAAAAUAAAAUAUUUAUUUUUGGUUCUUCAGAUAGCAUUAUGAAACUUUUUUUCCCCAGCAGAUUGUGCAUAUUUAAAAAUGAAAAAGGGGGGAUUCCCUUUAAAACUGACUUUAUUCUAAACAGAAAUUUACAUAGCACACAGUUUGUUUUGAUCCUGGUGAUCCUUGAGACAGAUCUAGUUAUGUUACGGUCUCAGAUUCAAGUAGUGCUUUUCUUCCUCCCUACCAUUCCUGAAACAAGUUUUGUCUGUGACUGUGACCUGACAUUUUGAAAGAUGCAGCUAUAUUACAUUAUUGUAUUGGUAAAUAUUGUAUUAAAGUUGCCUAUAUUUGGAUAGUAUAGCCUACAAAAAGUUUGUCUAGUUAGCCUUAUAAAAUAGCCAAUUGUUAAACUGCUUUAAUGCCACCUGCAAUUGUAGGAACAAUUUUACGUGGGCAUCUGCUUUAGAAAGGGGUUAAAUUAUUCUAGAAAACAAAACCAGGGGCAUUUGUGUAUUAAUUUACUAAAAAAAGGGAUCCAAAGAUGUUUUAAUUUCACUGAGGUUAACUUGUUUCUUCUGUGCGAAGUUGUGAACAUGUUUAAUGCACUGUUUGUUAGAUGACUUAAAGUAGCAUUAACUAUUCGGAUUCUAUUCUGAAUGAGGUUUUCACAAAAUCUGUGUUAGACCUUCUUCCCGUGGACUUGUAGCAAUGCAUUGCCUUCUGCCAUGUAUUUCUGCUCUUUGGUUUUCAGUCCAGCAAGCACCAUAGCUGCAGGAUUAGUGAGCAUGCUCUGGUGCACUGGGGUUUCUUAUACAUUUUAUCUUUACCCCACUGUUAACUUGAUGACUAGGGGCUUCCUGACAGCACUUCCAUGUUCACUAGGUGAAGCACAUGUGUAGCUUUUUGUAUCUGCAAGUGAAAAUGGCACAGAGUAACAAAGUAGCUGGAGAUGUUCAUGCAUAUUGCAAAUUAUAGAAAUGCAGGCUUCAGUAAUGCAAAAUUAUCUAUGACUGGAGCUUUGAUCCAAAGCAUUUAAAGUGUAAUUGAUGGGUAGGUUUAGGGAGAGGAUCUCAGCCCCAGGUGUGGGUUUUGGUGGAGGGACAAGAAUAUUAAAACAGCACCCCUUCCCACUGGCCCAUUCCACUGUAUUGGUGACCAUGCUGACAUCACAUGUGUGACAUUAGAGGUAGUCAGGCCAGGUUUGAGUGCCAAGUAGAGGAAGACAUUGUUGACAUGUAGGCAUGUGUUAUGUAUGUAUGACAUCUUAAAAGAGCACUCUUGUAUGAUGGUGCUUUGAUGCAAGUAACAAAAGUAUCAUAACACAAAAGCACUUCUGCAGGAACCCAGGCCCAGGGAAGGGACAUUUUGUGAUCUACUCUGGCCUACACACUUUUCACUUUUAAGACCUAAUGAGUGCUUUUGUGUAUAUGUAUGUGUGUAUAUCACACAUAUAUGUAUACAUAUAUUUCUUUAAAUGCAUUUAUAUAUGUAUUCCUUAAAGGUUUUCUGGUGGAAAUUCAUCUGUUUUAUUGUCUGGGAAGAGGCAAACUAUAUGAUAUCUCCCACCAAGUAUAAAUACAAUAUGCAAAAAAAACCUCUCUUUGACCAGUCAUUGAUCCAUGUAUCGUUUCAUAUAUCACUUUAGGAGAUAGUUCAUCAGAUUGUUCUGUAAUCCACAUCCAAAAUAAAAAGGGGUUUGCUAAUGCUUCCAUUUCAUGCAUUGAGGGCACUGGCCUACCUGUAAUGUCUCAUACUCAAUACUGUUAGUCACACAUACACACUGUAGCACAGGAUUGGCUUCACUUUCACUGUAUGAACCAGCCUUUUCCAGUAUACCAUCUCUUUGGACAAGAGAAGGAAAAUGUCAAUGUAUUUGUACCUCAAACAUGACCUUUUGUAGGCUCAGUGAUAUGAUAAUACAGAAUGCAACUAAGCACAGUCAUAAGUGAUGACAGCCUUAUGGCAGGAAAAAAACAGGUUAAUAGCUCUUUUGAUAACCAACUCUUACGCUGGAGGUAAUUCCAUUGGGACAAUUCUCAGGCAAGCAAUAUUUCAACAAAGUUUCCUGGUUGUUGUAAUAUGAAUUCACUGUGGUAGCCUUUGUUUGUAUUCAUCUUUUCCCAAAAUGAUUGAAUUGGAGAUGGAAUGGUUGUGUCAUAGGGCAAGGCUUCCUACAGAAGCUAUCACUUUUUUCUGAUGCAGUCCAUCUAGUGGGAAAAUUCUCUCCUGUUUUCGAAGUGAAAGCCUUGGACUGUUAACAGCAGCUGAUUAUCGGCACAAUAAGAUUGGGGGGCUGCAAUAAAGGCUAUGCUUGUUUUUGCUUUAUAAACAUUUUCAGAAUGUUUUUUGUGCACACAGUAACCUCCAAUUUCACUGGUAAUACAGAGCAUUCCUUUUCAUUGAAGAUAUGUAAUUUAUAUGGCUUGCUUGGUGCUCACGAUUAUUUUGGGAACAUCAAAUGUUUGUAGGACAAAAAAAACAAGAAAUAAUUCUGGUUCCCAUAAUGUAUCUUUGCAAAUAAAGGAAUGCUCUGUAGGUUUUGUUUUUGAAACAAAUUGUUCAACUAUGCUACCUUUAGUUAUCAGUGAAAUCGAAGUAGUUUUACAACUUUCAUAGCACUAUGAACAUGUUUUAAUAACUAAAAGCAGAUGUAUUUAGCUGCCUUGGGUUGAAACUUAGAAUUCCCACAUGGUAAUGCUAUUUGGGGAGGUAAAAAUCAUGAUUCUGAAACAGCUUGAGUGCUUUAACAUGUGAUACUUUUUUGUAAAACUAUACUGUGUUUAAAAAUGUUAGACCUAUUUAAAUUUGAAGGAAAAACAGAUUGUAAAUAUCACUGCUGUUAUAGUAAAAGUUGGAGUUUCUUGGAGUCUGGACAAAAAUUUAAGAUUUUUCCUUUUUGUAUUUGUAUAAUAAACAGCAUUGUAUUUCUUUUGGAGUACCCUGCUUCAUGAAAAAUGGUUUUUAUUCUAAGGCAGAAUAAAAGUUUAAGAAAAUUGUG
Xenopus tropicalis (tropical clawed frog) is the source of this 5726-nucleotide messenger RNA. It is a transcript of the gene lsm14a, whose product is annotated as LSM14A mRNA processing body assembly factor. The transcript has 10 exons. Bases 149 to 1561 code for a protein of 470 amino acids. Gene Ontology annotation, molecular function: RNA binding. Gene Ontology annotation, cellular component: ribonucleoprotein complex; cytoplasmic stress granule; P-body. Lineage: Eukaryota; Metazoa; Chordata; Amphibia; Anura; Pipidae. The record is from RefSeq and is a predicted model, not a curated record.